AUGGCGAAAGGUUUCACUCAAUUGGAGGGAGUUGACUAUCAAGACACUUUUUCACCCACGGCUAAAAUCAUCUAUGCAUCCCGUCAAUGGUUUGCCAAAUUUUCUGAAGCCAUUCAUUCAGCUGGCUAUGUGCAAUCAAAAGCUGAUUACUCUCUAUUCACUAGAAAGCAAGGCAAGUCUUUCACUAUCCUCUUGAUAUAUGUGGAUGAUAUUUUGAUUACUGGCAAUGAUCCUGAAAGCAUAGCUGAUGUGAAGAAAUUCCUGCAUAAUAAUUUUCGUCUUAAAGACCUAGGUGACUUGAAGUAUUUCCUUGGUAUUGAGAUUUGUGCAUCUAGGAAUGGUAUUUAUAUUUCUCAGCGUAAAUAUGCUUUGGAGAUUAUCAAAGAUGCAGGGUUAUUAGGUGCUGCUCUCAUUGACACUCCCAUGGAACGUGGCUCAAAAUUGAGUGAUAAGAGUGAACCACUCAAAGAUCCGGGAAAAUACAGGAGAUUGGUUGGGCGAUUAAUAUAUCUCACAGUUUUAAGACUGGACAUUACAUAUGUUGUUCAUGUCUUGAGCAUAUUCAUGCACCAACCUCGAAAGGAUCAUUGGGAGGCAGCUUUGCGAGUUGUACGUUUUUUGAAAAAUUCCCCUGGUCAAGGUCUCUUCUUUUCUUCAAACAGUGAUUUUCGGUUGAGAGCUUACUGUGAUUUAAAUUGGGCAAGCUGCCCACUUACUAGAAGAUCUACUACGGGGUACUGCGUAUUCUUAGGUCUAUCAUUGAUCUCAUGGAGGUCGAAGCGCUAG
Messenger RNA from Fragaria vesca subsp. vesca, 786 nucleotides. RefSeq lists its product as uncharacterized. The transcript has 2 exons. NCBI's taxonomy places the organism in Eukaryota, Viridiplantae, Streptophyta, Magnoliopsida, Rosales, Rosaceae. Bases 1 to 786 code for a protein of 261 amino acids. The record is from RefSeq and is a predicted model, not a curated record.